AUGAGCGGCAAUGAUCCGGACAACUUGCAGCCAUGGUCAAUUGCAGUGACGACCUCGGUGACGACACUAGCACUCGUUUGUGUCUGUCUGCGUAUGUUAUCACGGUAUGAGCGGAAACAAGCCCUUUGGUGGGACGAUUAUAUGAUCAUAUUCUCCAUGGCUUGGAACUUUGUGGUUGUCGCGUUUAUUUAUCUCAUGAUCCAUGCUGGCAUGGGUCUUCAUGUCACAGAAGUUGGCAUGGAUGGUGCUGUAUUGGUCGCAAAGUUCCUCGUGGUGGCCGAGGUGCUUUACGUCUACAACUUGGUCUGGACCAAGCUGUCCUUUCUGCUGAUGUACUACCGAAUCUUCCACUUCCCUUACUUCAAGAGAUGGGCCUAUAUCAUUGGGGGGUUUGUUAUCAUUUGGGUGAUCACUAUCACCUUUCUGUUCAUCUUCAUCUGUGUGCCUGUACAGAAACUCUGGUAUCCUCAGUUGCCGGGACAUUGUAUCAACCAAGUCGGGACUUGGAUUGCCAACGCCACAUCCACCAUUGCCACCGAUUUGGCCAUUCUCGUUUUGCCUAUUCCUCAGAUAUGGAAAUUGCAUUUGGGCAAGGUAGAAAAAGUUGCGUUGACUUUGACCUUUUGCCUCGGCUUUUUCGUCGUUUUCGCAUCCGUUUAUCGCUUCACAGUGCUAUUUUCAUACAGUGCUACAGAUCCAACAUACACCCUCGCUCGCACUGUUGCAUGGACAUCCAUUGAAAUGUCGGCCGGGAUCAUGUCAGCGUGUCUGCCGACCAUGCGCCCUGCACUCAUCUUUCUGUUUCGCAGCGUGGGCUUGAAAAACCUGACAGCCUGGGGCUCCCGCGACGGAUCGAAAGCGGCCUCGAACAGUCAAGGUACGAGAACAGUUGAUGGCAGCUUCAAUGGCCUCAAUAGCCACUCGAGAAAGGAUAGCGCCUUCACAAGGCUUCACGAUGGCAGCUCUGGCGAUCGAAUAGACUGGAACUCGGUCCCCGCUGGUGCCGCGCUCAGACCGGACAACUGCUCGCCCAUGGUUACGAGAGUGAUGGGAUCACAAGGGCGUGACGAGAGUCUAGAAGGAGACGAGGUUCCAUUGCACAAGAUCAGGGUGCAGACAGACUUUAAACGGACAGACAAGUAG
Talaromyces rugulosus is the source of this 1143-nucleotide messenger RNA. RefSeq lists its product as uncharacterized. The transcript is spliced from 3 exons. Lineage: Eukaryota; Fungi; Ascomycota; Eurotiomycetes; Eurotiales; Trichocomaceae. The record is from RefSeq and is a predicted model, not a curated record. The coding region runs from base 1 to 1143 and encodes 380 amino acids.